UUUCGGUUUCCCUUUUUCAAAAGGGAUUUGUUUUCGGUUUUACGUGCUUUUGUGUGUUUAAAACAGACUACUGAAAGAACAAUCAUGAUAAAAAGUGUUACACAGUGAGACAUCGUCUUUGUUUAACAUUAAUUAGUAAAAUAUCUUUAAAAAUUGGCGGAAUAAGGAAGGACAGAUUAACCUGUCAUAAAGCAACAAGUGAAUGUCGACGCGUAAGAAUUAAUCAAUAAUUCUAAUCGUUUUCCAGAUUAUGUGUUCAUCAAAUAAAUAGUGAACGUGUUUGUGCAUAUUUAUUACGAUACGUCGUAGCGUUGGACCGCGCUGGCGAAACGUUCGUCCAUGUUUGGCCGGUCAACGAAUUUCGAUAAUCGAACGCGCCGGUCGAUCGCUCCGUACGCGCGUCCCACGGAAUUUCAAAAUUUUUACCAAAUGUUUCCUUCUUUUUCUAUUUAUUUAUGAUUAUUUACAUAUUUAAAUUUUAAUAUAUACUGUUAAUUACGUUAUAAUUCACAAUAUAAUGAGUCUUCAAUUGUAAUUCGAGUAUUAAAUUAAAUUAGAGGAAACAUAAACGCGAUCGAAUCGAGCGAAUUAAUUUCACGAAUAAUCGACAAGAAAUGAUACGACGUGGUGUCGAUGGAAAGAAACGAACGAUCCACGGCAAUUUUGACGAAUGUCGUGAAACGUUUCACGAUUAAUCCGUGGUCGAAGACUAUUUAAGAGAAGAACAAGAAUUUCGCGGUUUUACCCCCGUUGAUUUAUGAUUCGCGUGUGCGUGAAUGGUUGCCUUUGUUCGGACGAUAUCGCCAAUUGCGAAUAUUCUCGUGAAUGAUGGCUGUUCGAGUGCACCACCGAUCUUCUUUAAUGUUACCAUGGCUCAUCUUUCUCUCGUUGGUCCUGUGGAAUCUGAACGACGCAAAUGCUGGCCGUGGAUUUAGACACAGCACCAGGCAUAGUCAGUCAGGACUGUACGGUACGAGCAGGAACUUAAAAAACAGUGGCCUCUUUCCAUCGACAUUCAACGUGGCCGCGAAAGCAGAUAUUUUUGUGAAUGCAACUUGCGGCGAAGAAGGGCCAGAAACUUUUUGCAAACCGUCCGAAUCGUCCAGAUGCGCGGUUUGCGAUGCGAGGAGUCCGGAUCCAGGCAAAAGGCAUAAUAUCAGUAACAUACUGGACUCAAAUCCUGGAAGAUGGUGGCAGAGUCCGACCCUUGCCAGAGGAGAUCACUACGAAUACGUUACAAUAGUAUUGGACCUUAAACAGGUGUAUCAAAUAGAGUACGUGAUAGUAAAGGCAGCAAAUUCUCCUCGACCAGCAGCUUGGAUUUUGGAAAGAUCUAUCGAUGGUGAAAAUUUUGAACCGUGGCAGUAUUAUGCACCGAGCGAUGAAGAAUGUUGGACACGAUACUCCGUGCCGCCUGUUUCCGGAAAACCCGUUUAUAUCGGCGAUGAUGAGGUCGUGUGCACCAGCGUUCAUUCCAGGCAGACGCCUAUGGAAAACGGAGAGAUCCAUACACACCUGGUGAACGGUAGACCUGGUGCCCUGAACCACAGCACGACCCUUCAAGAAUUCACGCAAGCCAGAUACGUACGGCUUCGACUUCAGGGUCUUCGACGCAAUGGCGAAACAAUUGCCGAUAAAAGACGUGCUUUUUAUUCGAUAAAGGAAAUCAACAUCGGUGGAAGGUGUUUGUGUUCCGGUCAUGCGGCACGAUGUCGAUACAGUGUUCAUCAUGGGCAUCAAGAAUGCGAAUGCGAGCGCCACACGUGCGGCGAAAGAUGCGAAAAAUGCUGUCCAAUGUACAAUCAGAUUCCGUGGAAACCUGGCACAGCUGCGAAGGGCUUUCACUGCGAGAAAUGCAACUGCAAUGGACAUGCAACCUCCUGCAGAUAUGAUCAGGAUGUGGCCGACAGAAGAAUGUCCAUGGACAUUCGUGGGAAAUUUCGUGGUGGUGGUGUCUGCAUUAAUUGCACAGAGCACACCGCGGGUAUCAAUUGCGAGAACUGUCAAGUUGGAUAUUAUAGGCCGAACGGUGUUGCACCUGAUGCACCAGAACCUUGCAUACCCUGCGAUUGCAACGUUUAUGGCAGCACGGGUUACUGCACUCCUGAUGACUCUUACACGCACAUGGGAAAGGUAGCAGGUGCUUGUGAAUGCAAAUCUGGUUACUCCGGCUACAAAUGUGACCAAUGCGCGGCUGGAUAUCGUCAGUUUCCAGAUUGUAUGCCUUGUCCUUGUGAUUCCCGAGGGAUUCUACCAUCUCACGAUUGCGAGGGUGAUUGUCUGUGCAAGGCAAACGUUGCUGGUGAAUUCUGCGACCAUUGCAAAUUAGGACAUUUUGCUUUGACCAAAGAAAAUCUUGACGGUUGCCUUUCGUGUUAUUGUUUUGGCAUCAGUAAUCGCUGCAGCACAGCAAAAUUGACUUAUUCUUCGAUAUCGUCAUUAGAAGAUUGGUUAAUUACCGAUAUGAAUGCGUCCCGUGCAAUUAUUCCAAUUUUGGACACAGACAGCGGUUGGCUGACGGUGGCAGCCUUUGACGUCGAAUACGAUAGUCCAUUCUGGUUGGCUCCGCGAAUUUAUUGCGGUAAUCGUCUGUCAUCGUAUGGCAGCAAUCUUACUUAUUCUGUCAGCUGGGUCGUUAUGCGUGGUGAUACCAGCGGCAAACCGACCACGGGACCCAACGUUAUUCUUGUUGGUAAUAAUGGCAUGCGAAUUGCUCACGGCGAAGAACAGUAUAAUGGUCAGGAAGCUGAGAUUACUGUAGCUCUAAGUGAAAAUGGCUGGUAUCAUGUGCGCAGUGAGAUUCAAGAUAUUCCUACCAGGCAGAGGAGAACCGAAUUUCGCGGAGAUCCUGUUACCAGGAUACAAAUGAUACAGGUGCUCGCGGAUUUGAAGUAUCUUAUGAUAAGAGCGCAGUAUCAUACUGAGCAGAUCGAAGGAAGUCUCCAGUCUGCUACUCUGUCAAUCGGAGAACUCGUGUCCAAUGAUGAAUCCAACAGUCUCGUUGAGGUUUGCGAAUGUCCUGAAGGAUAUAUCGGACUUUCUUGUGAAAAUUGCGCAUGGGGAUACGUAAAAGUGAUAAGGAAUGAAUCAGAUCAUCAGGAUCAACAUGUGUGCGUAAAAUGUGACUGCAAUGGACACGCGAGUACCUGUGAUCUUGUGCUUGGAGAAUGCACGUCCUGUGAACACAACACAGUGGGUCCUAAAUGUGAUCGCUGUGCUCCUGGUUUCUACGGUAUCGCUCUGAAAGGAACACUAAAUGAUUGCAAAAGAUGUGCCUGUCCAUUGUUAAUCGAAUCCAACAACUUUAGUCCAAAUUGCCAGCUCGAUGAUCCUACUGAUGCUGACAGUGGGUACGUGUGUACCCAAUGUCCAAAUGGUUAUACAGGUGAUCAUUGUGAAAGUUGCGACAUUGGAUUUUUUGGAAACCCUUUAAUUCCUGGCGGUACUUGCGAACCGUGCCUUUGCGGUGGCGGUCAUUGUGAUCAGGAAACUGGACGUUGUUUAGAGUGUCGCGGUAACACAGAAGGUUGGAAAUGCGACAAGUGCAAGCUGGCUCAUUACGGAAAUCCCUUGGAACAGAAUUGCUUGCCCUGUGAAUGCGAUCCUCUGGGCAGCAGUUCGGUCGAAUGCGAUCAGAGGAGCGGUCAGUGUCCCUGUAGGCCUUUGUUCGAGGGUCGUGACUGUUCCUCUUGCAUCGAGGGUUACGGAAACGUGACUGCAGGUUGCCGGGAAUGCGACUGCGACGUGGGUGCCCUCGACGAAGUCUGCGAUCCCGUAACUGGUGAAUGCAGGUGCGCGGAUGGCGUCCUUGGCUUCCGGUGUGAUCAUUGCGACGUCGACCAUUACGGCUUGUCCGAGGAUGGCUGCAAAGGAUGUCGGUGUAAUACUAUUGGUUCAAUAACUAGUGCCUGCGAUAUCGUGACAGGGCAGUGUCAAUGUAAGCCUCAUGUAACUAGCAGACAAUGUGAUCACUGUGUGGUCGGUUAUUGGGGUCUGACAACAGGAGCAGGAUGUGCUCCUUGCGGAUGCGAUCCCAUAGGAUCGCACAACUCUUCUUGUCACGACGUUACAGGUCAAUGCUACUGUAAACCAGGGGUCGGUGGUGCACGUUGCGAUACUUGUUUGCCUGGAUAUUAUGGAUUUUCUUCAAAGGGAUGCCAGGUUUGCGAUCCCUGUCUGCGACCAGGUCACAUCUGCGACCCUGACACGGGUCGUUGCGUGUGCCCAACCUUGACUUUUGGUGAACACUGCGACCGAUGUAGACCAGGAUCAUGGGAUCUGGUGCAUAGGGUUGGUUGUAAACCUUGCGAUUGUACUCUUGGCUCUACGAGGCCCCAUUGUGAUCACCAGGGGCAAUGCCCUUGCAGAAUAGGCUACGAUGGUCGUAGAUGUGAAAAAUGUGCAAAAGGAUAUUAUGGUUAUCCUAGGUGUCGUCCUUGUGGUUGUAAUUCGGCAGGUACCUUGCAGUGCGGUGAUGAGAUCUGCGAUUGCGACGACCAAGGACAGUGUCCUUGCAAAGAACUCGUAUAUGGAAGACAAUGCAAUCAGUGUAGAGAGGGUACAUUUGGUCUGGCAGUGGAUAGCCCAAAGGGUUGCACUGAAUGUUUCUGCUUUGGAAGAACCACUUCCUGUCAGCAAGCUGGUCUUAGCUGGGGUCAACGCAGAUUGACACGUCCUCGUACACUUUAUGUUAAUGAUACCAUCAAUGACAUAAUAAUUACGAAAUUUAGGUCUCAAAUUUAUUUAUCUCCCAUUAAUGGUGGUCUAAACGUGACCAAUGGUCUCUCAAUAAUUCCUGAUGUCGAAGGUGACGUCACAAUACCAUCAAACUUAUAUUAUAAUUAUCCACUUUAUUGGAUGCUUCCUGAACAGUUUCUGGGUGACAAGGUCGUUUCCUACGGAGGAUUCUUAAGAUUUACAACUUCAACAGAAGGUGGUAUACCUUUGAGAUCGACUUAUCAAUAUCCAGUGGUGCAGUUGCAAGGAAACCAGAGGAUUGUCUUGGAAUAUUAUUUACCUUUACCUGUGGAUAACAAUCAUUACGAAGUCAGAUUUCAUGAAUCCUUAUGGCAGUUACAAAAUAGACCCGAUUAUAAAGUGACCAGGGAAGUUCUUAUGGUCGCGUUACAAAAUCUUCAGUACAUUCUUGUAAAAGCAUCUGAUAAUGCUGAAUUUACAAAAACAACUUUACUUCAAGCAUCGUUAGACGCAGCGGUUCUAACGCCCACUCAUACUCCACCUUUCGCAACGGGUAUAGAAAUCUGUAAAUGUCCUCCGGAAUACAACAGCACAUCCUGUCAGGAUCCAAGCAUCGGCUACUACAGAUGGUACAAGAAUACAACCGUUACAUCGACCAUCGUUAUCGAUCUCGUUGGUGAAGCAAGACGGUGUCAAUGUAAUGGACGAUCAGAGAUCUGUGAUAAGGAAACAGGACAUUGUUUGAAUUGUCGUGGAAACACCGUAGGACCAAGGUGUGACGUCUGCGCGGACAGUUUCUAUGGUCAUCCAGAUUACGGUUGCAAACCAUGUCCUUGCCCUCAAACGGAUAAAAGAUUUUCGAAUACCUGCAUGAUCCUUGCUAAUACGGAAGCAAUUUGCGUCUGUAAACCUGGAUACACUGGUAAAAAAUGCGAGAGGUGUUCCCCUGGAUAUUACGGCCAUCCACACCUCCGUGAUGGUAAAUGUAUGCCAUGCAAUUGUAAUUCAGCUGGAAGCUUAAGUGAUGAAUGCGACAUGGAAACGGGACAAUGUAGAUGCAGAGCUGGAUCCACUGGACGAGACUGUUCUGAAUGUACAGCCUAUCGUCACGUUUACAUAAACAAUGUUUGCACUUCAUGUAACGAUAAUUGCACGGGUCUCUUACUGGAUACCUUAGCGAUACUUUCUCAGGAAUUAGCAGAAGGAACUGCUCACAUAGCAGAUGGUUACAUUCCUCCACCGUGGGAAGAUUUAGCGUACAUCGAUUCGAAUGUAACAGCAUAUUUCGAAGAAAUAGAGCUGCAAAAUAAACUGAAGCAAAGAAUGAAAAAUAUUCCCUGGCACGAGUAUCGGAAAUUGAAGAAUCACCUCGAAAAGCUAUUCAGAACUGCGAAUGAACAAGCAAAACAGGGAGACACAUUUAAAUCCAAAAGUAAUGACUUAAAGAACAAUAUAUUUAGCGCGAAGAUCGAAAUGGACAAUUUGAAAAAAUAUAUUGAUGAUACAAUUCAGCUAUUAACUCAAUACAACAGCGACAACAAAAGAAUAGAAAUUAAAAAAGCUUUAAAAAUGGCAAAAAUGAUUUUAAACAAUCUCAAGAGUGUACAUUUGACGAAGAAAACCAUGGAGAUAGAAAAUUUUCUCGAGGACGUGACGGAUUAUACUGAUUGGUUGAAUUCUUUGUACGAUGCGACGGAACCAUUGGCGAUUGCUCAAGACGAUGCAGAAGAAUAUGCUGUAAAAUUAAACGAUAUAAGAAAUAUCAUCGAAGACACCAUGGAGACGUUGUACAGUUACGAUACUUUAUAUAAUAAUAUUAAUCAAACACUAUUGGAAGCUAGAAACAGUUGUAGUGAGAUUGAUAUGCUGAGGAGUGCAGUGAACGAGUCCAUGAAUGAGGGUGAAAAAUUGAUAGACGAAACUCGUGGUUUCAUUAUUGACCUUCAGAUUAAUAUUCAAGAUCUCCCAGAAUUGAAAAAUAAACUGACGUACUGGUUUGACAAAUUGAAUAUGAAAGAAGAAUUACUGUAUCGACUGAAUUACGAAUAUAAGGAUAAAUAUGUGGUGCCAGCAGUCGAACACGCUAAAAAUUUAUCAAAUUAUGUUGAUCAGUAUGUCAGUCUGUUUUCCGAGACAAGAAAUAUCGCAGCUAGCCCCCUGAAGGCCAGUCAAGCAUACAAGAAUAUCGCCGAUAGCAUAAGAACUGCAAAUAUCACAGCAAAGGCAGCUAAAGAUAUUGCUGAUGACACUUAUAACAAGACAUUUCCUAAUGGACCAAAAUCAAAGUCGCUUCUGGACGAAUCUAAAGAAAUAUCGCUGGCCUCGUCCAAGCAAUGGGAUAGCGCGGAAAAGCAUGGAAAAAUUGUCCAGAAUGCUAGCGACCAGCUAGAUUUUCAAAAGCAAGCUGUAAAUGCUCUGAAAAACACUUUGAAUAAUACUGGAGUCAAGGAUAAUCAAGUCAAUGUAAAAUUACAGAGCUUGCAAAAUGAUAGCGAAAGACUGCGUGAAAAUAUUCAGAAUAUACUAGACGAUAAUGAAGAAGUGGUAGAAACAGUUAAAGAUAAUCAAAGAUUAAUUGAUGACUACAAUGAAGGAAUUGUUAACAGAUUAAAACCAAAAUUGUAUGAAUUAAAAAGAGAAGGAGAUUCAAAGAUUAGUUUAGCCAGUGAAAAAUUAACCGAGGCGUUGAGUAACAUUAAAAAGGCUGAUGCGAAAUUAAUUAGUUUAUCUAAUGCUGCCGUGAAAAGGAAGAAUGUAUUCGAUAAAUGGAACGAUACUUUAGCAUCGAAAUUGCAGAAUCUUAAAGACAAAAUUGCGGAAGCUAGAAACACUGCCGAUGGAAUUCGAGUGUCGUUAAGAUCAACUGAAGGAAAAGAGUGCAUUCGAUCUUAUAGACCAUCGACGUUACAACCAUCAUCGACAAAUACAAUCGUGAUGACUUUUGCCCUUCCAAAACCAAGGAAAGAAGGUCCCUUGUUCUAUCUACCAAGUAGCAUAAAUGAUGACUUUAUUGCUUUGGAGAUUGUUGACAAGAGAGUAAGAUUUGUGUGGAAUGUUGGAGGAGGCACAGGAAUCCUUGUUCAUCCUGAAGUAAUUGAAAGUGGUGAUCUUCGGAAUGAUUCGUCUUGGUACCGCAUUGAGGCUGAGAGAAUGCGUCAUCUAGGCAAAUUAUACGUGCGAAAACAGGCAUCUGCAAUCGGAGGAUAUCCUCCUGUAACAAAUUCAACAGAUUUUGAGUAUGGUCGUUUCGAUGUCACUGCCGCAGAUCGUGUCUGGAUAGGUGGAAUUCCUAGGUCUCAACGAAGAAGAACAGAACUCCUUGCAAAUAAUGGACUUCCAGGUUGUGUGCAUCAAGUUAUUUUAGAUGGAAAACCUAUAGGUCUUUGGAAUUUCAUCACAACUGCGCCGGAUAUGGCUUGCAGAGCAUGUGUAGAAGGAGUGGAAGAUGUUAGGGACGAUAUAGCUUACAGUUUCAAUGGAGAAGGCUAUGCAGUUAGAAACAGAGUCUCUUCAGGCCCGUACAAUAAAUACACAUUUGGAGUGUCUAUUAAUUUCAGAACUUACGAUGAGAAUGCUCUGCUAUUUCUGGCUAUAAAUCCAAAGAAUUAUCAGCAUAUCAUGAUCUUCCUUAGAGAAGGAAAGGUGAUCCUCCACAUUGGUUAUGGUAGCAAUGUAAGCAUGGAAAUGUCCUCGUACUCGAAGUACAAUACCGGAAACUGGACAAAGGUGGAUGCGUUUAGACAGUAUCACCUUCGUAAGAACAUUGAAAAGUGUAGUUUGAGCGUUGGGGAUGCGGACAAAAAAAUCGGUGUACCUACCCCUCAGCCCAAGAAAGACGACAUUCCUGAUUUCAUUCAGGCUAAAUAUUACAUCGGGGGUGUACCGCCGAGUUUCCGGGCAGAGAAACUCAUGCUACCUCCGCAAGUUUCAUUUCUUGGAUGCAUGUCCAAUAUUAUUGUACAGGAAGGCUACGAUCCCAUGGCUGAACAGUAUUACGGCGUCGAACCUACCUGUGGAAAUAAACCAUUAAAAAUAGUAGGAUUCUACGGAGACGGUUAUUUGGAACAUGCUGCCUAUACCCUUCGCAAAAUAAAUUCCACGGUAAGCUUCUCCUUUAGAACGAUGCAAACAGAAGCUGUGCUUCUUCUAUCUACGUUUGAAGGACAAGAAGAACGGGUAACUAAUAUACGACAUGGAAAUGAAGAGAGAGACAGUUAUUAUUCAGUGUGCUUAAUCAAUGGACAAGUACAAGUGCGUUUAAACGCUGGAAGAGGAGAGCUGGUUUUACAAUCGAAUGAUACUUUUAACGAUGGACGAUAUCAUUCAGUGACGAUAAUUAAAAGGCGGAAAGAUGUUGAGUUACGAAUAGAUGAUGCUUAUCAGACCUCGGGUAGAUCACCAACAAGUGCCGCUAUUAAGGCUCCUGAAGGAAAUGGAGGACUGUUCUUUGGGGGCUUGCCAGUACUUAUCAACAAUACCAAAAUGAUCACUACCACUACUCCUUUGUACGGCGCUAUUAAAGACGCAGUAUUUAAUGAGGAUAUCAUUAGAUUUGACGAAGUUGUCAGUUUCGACCAUGCCCUCAUCGGUCGUCCCGGACCCAGCAUGGGAAAGGAUCCUCCUACUUACACGCCAUCAGCAUCUUUAUCCAGAGGAUUAUCUACUCAACCGGAAGGUUGUCAGAAAGUUCCAUAUUACUCGUUGGAACCUGGUGCUCUGAAAUUCGGAGACAAACCAAACAGCCACACUCAACUUUAUCUAAAUUUUAAGAAAUUCUGGGAGAAGAAAUACGCGAUAGAGUUCGACUUCCGGACGUAUUAUCCAAAUGGACUCUUAUUCAUCACUCCAGGCGUCAGACCAAAGCAUUACCUCAUGGUCGUAAUAAGAGACGGUCAGCUUCUUCUUUUGGUGAAAAGCAAACAAAAGAAAGAAAUAUUAUUUAAGACACCGUUUAAUGACGGUAAUUGGCAUCAUGUUGUUAUUAGUCAUGAUGAAAGAAAGCUGACGUUACUGGUGGAUGCCCAAACACCUCGUACAAUUAAAGUGCCAAGGAAGAUUGGACUGGCGUCUAUGAUGUACAUUGGAGGACUUCCUGAGAGUGGGACCCCGAUACCUGAACAAGUAGUAGUUAAACUAGAGACGUUAAAAGGGUGUAUCAGAGGUUUAAGAGUCAAUGGAAAUGUUUAUGAUAUGGUUGGAUCUACGAGCAGGGCUUACCAUGUUGGCCAAUGUUUCCCAAAUGUUGAAAGUGGGGCUUACUUCCAGGAUGAAGCAUAUGCCAUAUACAAAAGAAACUUUGAACUAGGUGCAGUUUUAGAGCUUCAAUUAGAAUUCAGAACGUCAGAGUUAUCGGGUGUGUUGCUUUCCAUAACAGCGCCUGGUAAUUCACCUUCAUUAUCAUUGGAAUUGAACAAUGGUAAAGUGAUCAUGUCAGGCGAUCUGGGAGACAACAAUCCGUUGUAUGUAGAGCAACGUUUCACUAGUCCAUACACGAUCUGUGACAACCGAUGGCACAGAAUACAAGCAGUUUAUAACGAUGAAGAGUUGGCAUUGAAAGUUGACGAAAUGGACCAAAAAUAUGGCCUUCCAGCUAAUGUCAAUUACCAUAUAAUGGACUCUACAGUCUCCGGGCCCCUUUACAUUGGUGGUUUACCAGCCUCUGCUCCAAAAGGAACACUGAUAACAAGGGACCACUUCAAUGGAUGCAUAAGAAAUGUAAUGAUAGGGGGAGAGAGAAGGGAUUGGACAGACAUGGACGAAUUGCAUAAUAUUCACCUGAGCUCCUGCCCAGUACAAUGAUAAUCAGUACAACGUGUGAACUCCUCUGAGUUGUUCAAUUUAGUUCCAAAGACUGUUCAAUGGACGCACAAUUCUCGAGAAGUUUUCAUGAAGUGUGUUCAAUACAAUUUCACACCAGGAUCAAGUGCCAUAUCGUGAUGGGAAAUUUGUAAUUGUUAAGACAUAAUAUAAAACCAAGCCAAAAGAUGCUAACAUGCAAGCUUAUUUACAUCAAUGUUUCUCAAACUUGUUUUUUUUUUUAUUGCUGCAAGAUCUAAAGAAUUCUCUUCUCUAUUUUAUAUGUAAAGAAAAAUUAAGUUAAAUAUUAACAAUUAAUUUGUACAUUAAUAUAAUUAUUUAUACUUUGAAAAUAACAGAAACUAACAAUUGUAAAUUUAUGUUAUUUCUUCUACUAUUGCAGCAGAUUAAUUGAAUGAUCCAUCACAGUAUUUAAAAGUUGGAAAAUGUUCGUACAUACCAUUAGCAAGCAAUAACAAAGUACAAACAAUUCGUUGCACUUCAUAUUGCCAUUCCAAUAGGUAUUUUAAUGAUAUUUAUGACAAUAUUUUGGAAGUAUGCUAAUAGAUGAAAGAUAUUUUUCCAUAUACACACAUGUUAUUAUGAAUUUCAUCACAAAAAUUGUCGUAAUGCGUUACAAAAUAAAUAUGCAAAUAAAAUGGUCAAGGCAUAGUUUGAGAAACGAUUAACAAAGCAUUCAACAAAUUAUGGCACAAAUUCGCACCGAAUUGUAGAACCGCUAUAAGAAAAAAACGAAAGCAAAUAUCACGACAUAUCUGUAAGUAGCAAGAUCACUGCCAUAUAGUUUAAUUGUAACUCAUUUGUAAGUCACAAAGCAAUUGUACAUCAGUAUUUAAAGCUAUUUAUUAUUACUUAUGUAAGCGCAACCGACGAUUUUGAUCGAGCAUGCGGCCAUGGAAUAAUAUGCUCGAUUGAAAUCGUAUUAUUUUAAAAAAGAAAGGAUAAACGAGAUGAGAAAUUAUUUUGUACUUUUCUAGCGAUAGUAAAAAUAUCGAGUGUUUUAAUAUAUUUAAGAAAAGGAGAAGAAGUCAGAUCCAACGCCCUGUAAAGUGUCCUUAAUUAAGCAAUAACGUCGUGUUAGGGAGAGACCAAGUUCUGCACAGGAAUAUUUUGAUAUUUAUGUCUAGUAUUUUUUUUUCUUCUUAUUCGUUGAAUUGUAAUAUAUUAUACAUAUGCAGAAAAAUUAACAAUGACGCCUCCGCUAUUGUGUAUAAAAUAUAUAACAAUGAGAAAG
Messenger RNA from Osmia bicornis bicornis, 11749 nucleotides. It is a transcript of the gene wb, whose product is annotated as laminin subunit alpha-1. The transcript is spliced from 43 exons. Bases 826 to 10497 code for a protein of 3223 amino acids. The record is from RefSeq and is a predicted model, not a curated record. Lineage: Eukaryota; Metazoa; Arthropoda; Insecta; Hymenoptera; Megachilidae.